CCACCCUCCUCAUCACCAUCGUCCUCCUCCUCACGCAACAGCACGUCACAUCCAGCAGGGGGCGUGCUCGGGUGCACGAGGAGCGGCGUGUGGUCUGACCGAGGCGGGCGGACACGCAGCUGCAGGGCGGGUAAGAUGGCUCUCAGCGGCCGGGGGCUGUUGUGCUUGAUCGGGGGAGCCUGCUUCUGGCUGCCGGUGUGCUGCGGGCAGGAGGUGGCUGACGACAGUUACUUAAACGAGGUGCAGAACUCAGUCCCUCUGUCCUGCUCUGAGGGAUUCACCGAGUUGGGCUACUACAAUGGCACCGUGUCCCAGACGGACUCCGGCGUGCCAUGCCUCAAGUGGACCGAGUUCCCAGACUAUGUCAUGCAGUACCCGGGACGGGGGCUCGGAGAACACAACUACUGCAGGAACCCGGAUCGCGAGUCCAACCCGUGGUGCUUCUUCCGGCAGAACUCGGGCGCCAUCGGCUGGGCCUACUGCGACUGUCACCAGGGUGCGGCUCGGCUGGUCGGCGGCUUGUCAACCAUCAGCGGGCGGGUUGAAGUCUACCUGAACGGCCAGUGGGGGGCCGUGUGCGACUCUCACUGGACCGACAGAGACGCCAGCGUCAUUUGCAGGCAGUUAGGCCUGAGCGACAUCGGCACGGCGCUGCAGCACACCCAGUUCGGCGCGGGCUCGGGCCUCUUCCACUUUGAGCGUUUGGGUUGCCGGGGCGACGAGAAAAGCCUGAGCACCUGCAGGAGCAGGACAUUUGUCACCGGAGACUGUAACCAUGGAAACGAGGCGGCUGUGCUGUGUGCGCCUCCUGAAGGCAGCGGACCUCCACUGCGACUGGUCGGAGGUGAGGAAGACUUUGAGGGUCGCGUGGAGGUCUUCCACAGUGGGAGGUGGGGCUCCGUGUGCGAUGACCAAUGGGACGAUAGAGAUGCAGAGGUGGUGUGCAGGCAGCUGGGCUUCAGUGGUGAGGCCAAGGCCUGGUCAUGGGCCCACUUUGGUCAGGGUUCUGGUCCCAUCAUGCUGGAUGCUGUCACGUGCACAGGAAACGAGCUGUUCCUGGAUCAGUGUCCCCACGGCGACUGGGAGCAGCACAACUGUGACCACAUGGAGGAUGCCGGCGUCUCCUGCAGCCCAUACACAGAUGGUGUGGUGCGACUGGUGGGUGGAGAUAGGCCCUGGGAAGGCAGAGUGGAGGUGCUCCACAAUGGUGACUGGGGGACGGUGUGUGAUGACCACUGGACCCCGCAGCAUGCCCAGGUUGUGUGUGGACAGCUAGGCUAUAGGGGUCACGCAGAGGUGGUGUCGGAUGGGACGUUUGGCGAGGGUGCGGGUCUGAUCCUGCUGGACGACGUCCACUGUGACGGCUCAGAGACAUCCCUGCUGGACUGCCGCCACGGCAUCUGGGGACGCACCGAUUGCUCCCACAGCGAGGACGUGGGCGUGCGCUGCAGAGGGCGGAGCAGCACAGAGACCAAUGAGGUGCCUGCCAUCGCUCCUUCCACAGGUCCACUUGUGCGUCUAGUGGGCGGCAGCAGCAGGAAGGAGGGGCGUGUGGAGGUGUAUCUCCAUGGCGAAUGGGGCAUUAUUUGUGAUUCUGGAUGGAACGACCUCAAUGCACUCGUGGUGUGCAGGCAGCUUGGACACAGUGGUGGAGCUGUUGCAGCCGGGGGCUUCGGGCAAGGCAAAGGACCAGUCCACCUGGACCAGGUGAGGUGCACAGGCAAGGAGGAGUUCCUAGGCGAGUGUCCCUCUCUGGGCCAGAGCAUCCUGGGCUGCAGACGCAAGCAGGCGGCGGGGGUCAAGUGUGACGUCAUAGCGCCGCAAGUUAAGUCGGUGGUUCAAGUUUGGCAUGAAGAGCUGAGCUGCGGCCUGAGGAAGCUGCAUGAGGAAGGAGGAGGAAAUAUGGUCAGGACGGCGUGGCCUUGGCAGGUGUCCGUGUGGCUUCAGUCCCAAAGUGAAGAUGGCGGCGGCCCUCUCUGCAGCGCCACUCUGAUUAGCGCGUGCUGGGCGCUGACGUCUGCCACCUGUUUCAGCAGGUUCAGCAGCGAGCCGUCCAAGUAUUUGGUGCGCGUGGGGGCGUCAUCACAAACUGUCACCCCCGAGCAGGUGGUGGUCCACAGGAAGUUCAAAGGUCAGAGCGGCAGUCACGACCUGGCUUUGCUGAAACUGCCCAGCCCUAAGGGCCACUGCAUGACCUUUGACACCAACGUCAACGCCGCCUGCCUCCCCGAGGUCGACACAGCGCCUGCCAGCACGCUGUCGUCCUGCGUCAUCAUGGUUACCACCGGCUGGAGUGGAGAAGAUUCCGUGCUGGCCUCUUGGGUCCCCCUCAUGUCGUCAUGGCAAUGCAAGAAGCGCCAUGGCGACAGCUUCUCCAGUCAUGGCACGCUGUGCGCCGGCAGCCCCCCGGACACCAGCCUGCUCCAUGGUGACAGUUGCCAGGGCAACUCCGGAGGCGGGCUGCUGUGUCAGGGCGAGGACGGUCGAUGGGUGCUGGCAGGUGUUGUCGCCGGCGCAUACGGCUGCGCUGAACCCUCCUCGCCGGCGCUCUACACCAGGGUCGGACGCUUCCGGGACUGGAUUGAUGAGGUCACUGACACCCAAAAUGAUCGACGAGGAAAGGAGUUGAGGUUGGAAACGAAUGACAUCAUCGGCGGCGGCGUUAGACAACAUCACCCACAUGCAAAACAACAUAAACAUGCACACCACGUGGUGGACGCUGAUGCACAGAUGGUGGCUUGAUUGUCAUUGGCUCACUGCCUGUGCCAUGUGACCAAAUUCAAAUCUGAACUCCUGUGUGCUGACUGGCUCGGUGGCUGGAUGGGCGGAGCUUGCUGUGUUGCCAGGACGACAGCCCCGGCCCUUUUAAGAGGCACAAAGAUGAUCCAGCAUGUGCUUUCACUGUAAAAACAAAACUAUUGCCAAUUCAUGUACAAACAUGCAAUGACGUUUGAUUCAAACAAACAAAAACAUGAAAAAGAAGGGCUUUUCUUUGCAUUUUGUUGAUGACUUUGAGCCAUGACUAAGCUAGCUAGCUACUUAAAUAAGGGCCGUACCAGUGUUUCCAAUAGCAAAUAGUUCAGGUUUUUAAUCACCAAACCACUUUACACUGUUUCAGAGACCAGCAUGUUGGGAGUUUUGUUAAAGAUACAAGAAAUAGAUGCGCGUUUGACAAAGACAAGGACUCUCAGUAAGGUAUUUACAUAACAGUAUGUAUCCAUAUUAUGCAAAAUAGUAGUGUAGGUGUACCUAUGUGGUGGCGAGUGCAGCUGUUGUUACAUUUUAAAUUGUUGUAUUUACCAGAUUUAAUAUUACGAAUUAAGGUCAAAAUACUACAAGGACAGCCAAGCUAAUAAAGAGCUAAAUUAUUAAUUAGAAGAAAGAAGGAACAAAAUGUAUUUUUAAAGGGAGACAAUUGUUUGCUUAAGACGCUUCUUGUGCUGCUGUCAAAACGUUCUAAAACAAUUCAUGUAAGCCACGGUAUUGUAUUAAAAACACUGGUACGGUCAUUUAAUUGUACAGAAUUUGACGUUUAAAGCCAUUUAAAGCGACUUCUAAUGAUUGAGUGGAGCUAGUGAUGUGAUCCUGUUUGAGUGUCGCUUUCCACCACAAGAUGGCGGCGUCGCACGUGUUCCUUCUUUCUUUACCAGACUGUAAGGUGGUAAGAAAGUUGUUUCCGACGUUAUUGUGAUUUGUUGUGAUGUACAGUAUGUGUGUGUGUGUCACUGACAGUGUUGUAACUGCAACAUGGACCCCCUGUUUACAUAACGCCAUUAAAAGAUCCAUUCAAGCUUCCAGCAGCAGAUCCGAGCAUCUUGUCUUCUUCAGCAUAAACAA
Messenger RNA from Dunckerocampus dactyliophorus (ringed pipefish), 3837 nucleotides. RefSeq names its product neurotrypsin. The transcript is spliced from 14 exons. Gene Ontology annotation, biological process: proteolysis. NCBI's taxonomy places the organism in Eukaryota, Metazoa, Chordata, Actinopteri, Syngnathiformes, Syngnathidae. Gene Ontology annotation, molecular function: serine-type endopeptidase activity. Gene Ontology annotation, cellular component: membrane. Bases 136 to 2742 code for a protein of 868 amino acids. The record is from RefSeq and is a predicted model, not a curated record.